Messenger RNA from Botrytis byssoidea, 1146 nucleotides. RefSeq lists its product as uncharacterized. The coding region runs from base 1 to 1146 and encodes 381 amino acids. Lineage: Eukaryota; Fungi; Ascomycota; Leotiomycetes; Helotiales; Sclerotiniaceae. The record is from RefSeq and is a predicted model, not a curated record. Gene Ontology annotation, molecular function: zinc ion binding; alcohol dehydrogenase (NADP+) activity. Gene Ontology annotation, biological process: alcohol metabolic process. The transcript is spliced from 3 exons.
AUGCCUACCUUCACAGUUUUCAAGGGCAGAGCAGAUGGUACCCCCAUCAAGAGCACCACCACUAAGCCAGAAGAGCUCAAAGGUGACAGCGUUUUGGUAAAGAUUACCGCUUCCGGUGUUUGCGGAACAGAUCUUCACUACAAAGGUGCCGACAUGGUCCUUGGCCACGAAGGUGUUGGUAUCGUUGAAUCUGUUGGCCCUGAUGCCAAAUAUCUCAAGAAAGGAGACCGUGUAGGAUGGGGUUACGAGCACGAUUCUUGUGGCCACUGCAAUGAAUGUCUUACUGGAAACGAAGUUUUCUGUCCAGAACGUGCUCUUUACGGAUAUGCCAAUCUUGAUCAAGGAUCAUUUGCUUCCCACGCUAUCUGGCGUGAGGCCUUCCUUUUCCCCACACCAGCCUCCAUUCCUGAUGAGUUUGCCGCUCCUUUACAAUGUGGAGGUGCUACUACAUUCUCUGCCCUCCAGGGUAUCAAGAGCACUGAUGUUGUUGCUGUGAUGGGAGUUGGUGGAUUGGGACAUUUGGCUAUUCAAUUUGCUGCCAAGAUGGGUUGCAGAGUUGUCGUGUUGAGUAGCUCGGACAAGAAGAAGGCUGAAGCCACCAAGCUCGGCGCACACGAAUUUAUCACUACCAAGGAUGUUAAGGAACUCAAGGUUUCUAAACCCAUCAACCGUCUCCUCGUUACCACUGCCGCUCAACCAAACUGGGAAUUGAUCCUCCCAAUCAUGGCACCCCGCUCCACCAUCUACCCCUUGACAGUUUCUUUCCAGAACCUCGAGAUCCCAUACAUGCCAUUCCUUGUCGCUGGUAUCAACAUCCAAGGAAACCUUGUUGCAAACAGAAGUGCCCACAAGCAAAUGCUGGACUUCGCUGCAUUCCAUGAAAUUAAACCUAUCGUUCAAACUUUCCCUAUGACGGAGUCGGGUAUCGCGGAGGCAAUGGACAAAUUGGACAAAGGACAAGUUUACUAUAGGGCUGUUCUCUUGGCGCAAAUCAUCGAGAAAGUUCUUCCCGGUGCCUCUCGAUCAUCAACAUCUUCAUCCACUACCCUUCGCAGUCGAUUCACUUACAAGACUUGGUUACAUUCCAUUCUUUCCUCUUGCUCCCCCAAAAGUAAGAAGGCCAAGAAGAGUGUCGAGAAGAAAUGA